Molecule: messenger RNA, 1506 nt
Organism: Morus notabilis
Lineage: Eukaryota; Viridiplantae; Streptophyta; Magnoliopsida; Rosales; Moraceae
Exons: 7
Coding region: 132-1247 (371 amino acids)
Source: RefSeq, a predicted model, not a curated record
CAAACAAACGACUUUUCGUUACCCUCGCAAGGCUGAGAGGCCCUCCUAGUGUGCGUCGUACUUUUAUGGCAUGGAAGAGCAGACUUCGAAAGUAAUCUCCAACUUCCAGAGAAAAAUCUUUGUUCCGGUGAAUGGGCAAGUGGAGAGGAGGAGUUUCCCUUCUCUUCCACCACAUAACCUUUUCUUCCAAAUCUCUUCUUGCCCCAAACCCUCCAUUCUUUUUCUCUCCUUCUUCUUCAAUACCCAAGUCUCGUUUCUUCAGUUUCAGAGCUUUCUCCGCUCUCCCAUCUCGAAUCUCGAUCGAUACCGGCGAAUUCGGUUCUGGGUCUUUGUAUUUUGAUCGAAACUAUGGAUUUGGACCCAAGGAAGACGAAGACUCUGGAAAAAUUCCCGUCAAAGCUUACUUUCUUUCCACCAGUAUAAAUUUGAAAAGCAUUCAAGCUGAGAACUUAAGCAACGUAGUCCCUGCAACGUCUCGCUCGUCAAAUUAUAUUGCCCUCAGAUAUUACGAUAUUCCUUCACAAACUACUGGAUUUGGAUUAAAGCGGAAUUUGAACUGCUUCCGUUAUGUGGUCGUAUUCCAAUAUGGAUCUGCUGUUUUGUUUAAUAUCGAAGACGAUGAAGUUGAAAGUUACCUGGACAUGGUUAGGAGACAUGCUUCUGGAUUGCUUCCAGAGAUGAGAAAGGAUGACUAUGCCGUGAAAGAGAAGCCACUGAUGAGAGAGGACAUGCUGGGAGGGGCUGACUACAUUGUUCUCAAAACAUUAGACACCGAUGGAGUCCGCAUUAUUGGAAGCGUUCUUGGCCAGAGUAUUGCUUUAGAUUAUUUUGUCUCACAGAUUGACGGUAUGCUUGAAGAAUUCGCAGACAUAAAUCGCAGGAUGGAGAAAACUGGAACUUUCACCAUGGACAAGAAGAAGCUUCUACAACUUGUUGGAAAAGCAAAUUCAAAUCUAGCAGAUGUAAUUCUCAAAGUUGGUCUUUUCGAGAGAUCAGAAAUUGCUUGGAGGGAUGCGAAAUAUGCUCAAAUAUAUGAAUACCUUCGAGAGGAGUACGAGGUCACACAACGCUUUGGUAACUUGGAUUUCAAAUUAAAGUUUGUUGAGCACAAUAUUCAUUUUCUCCAAGAAGCCCUCCAAAACAGAAAGUCGGAUUUCUUGGAAUGGUGUAUCAUUGGCCUGCUGACCAUCGAGAAUGCCAUAUCCUUGUACGAGAUCAUUCGUGAUACAACUGCACCUCCUUUGUGAUUUGACAAGCAGAUGAGAACUUUUCAAGCAGCUGAAAAUAGAUCUCUUGAAGCUAAUAUCCAUUGAAAACAAUUGUUGAUUAAUUUUAUUGCUAUAGAAAUUCUCUGCUAAGCUUAUUAUUCUUUUUUCUUUUUUGGAAAAUAACAAAAAAAAUUUCAGUUGUUCCAUAGCAAGAAAAAGUGAAAAGCCGGAGAAACGGCUAUGACAAGUGUUGAACUAUGAUCCAUUACUCAACUUGUAUGUUUCAUUUCAUAUCCAA